AUGGCAAAGUUGAUAUCUCCUCAACAGUCAGCCUAUAUCAAGGGCAGAAGCAUUCAAGAUCAAAUUAUGUUGGCUUCAGAAAUGGUGAAUGAAAUGAAGAAAACAAGAAGAGGGAGCAAUGUAGGAGUGAAGCUUGAUAUAUCACAGGCAUAUGACUCAGUUAGCUGGGAAUUUUUACUUCAAGUACUGAGCAGGUAUGGAUUUUCCAAUAGAUGGUGUCAAUGGUUGAAAAUUUUAUUUGAAUCUGCAAGAAUUUCUGUGUCAAUAAAUGGAGGACCACAUGGCUUCUUUUCUGUUGGAAGAGGCUUGAGACAAGGAGAUCCUUUGUCUCCAACUCUUUUUGUGCUUAUGGAAGAUGUCUUAAGUAGAUGCAUUUUGAAGAUGGUGCAAGAAAAGCUGAUAAGUCCAAUGGUGAUUAGGAAAGGAAUUCAUCCAACCCACUUAUUUUUUGUUGAUGAUGUGUUUUUAUUUUGCAAUGGAGCCAAAAAAAGUGUUGAGCAUCUUGCAAAACUAUUGGAAGACUAUCAAAGAGGUUCAGGGCAAAGAAUAAAUAAAGCUAAAAGUAAGUUGUUUAUUGAUGGAACCACUUCAUUAAGGAAGCAACUAAUUAAGGAGAUUCUACACAUGGAGAUUAACACAUUUCCUGAUAAAUAUUUAGGAGUAAUCCUUGCUCCUGGCAAAGUAAAAAUCAGUUCAGUGUGGCCAAUGGUUGAGUUAAUGCAAAAAAAGUUAGCAGCUUGGAAGGGAAGGCUCUUAUCAUUUCAAGACAGAUUGGUGUUAAUCAAAAUUAUAAACUCAAAGGAAGAUUGGGCUAUGUUUAUCAAAGCAAAUUUCACAAAUAGAAAAGGGCAAUGGAGUGAUGACUGGAAGAAAUCUACCAUUUGGUCAGGUUUAAAAUGGGCUUGGAAUAAUAAUCUGCAUAUGAAAGUGGCAAAUCUUAUUUACAACAACAGAUGGGAGGUGCCAAUGGAGACGCAACAACUUCUGAAUGCUAAAAAUUUGCCUGAGCUGGGUAUAGGGCAUGAUCAGCUAAUAUGGACUGGCAAUUUACAAGGAGUGUUUGUAGAUGACACAGUCAUGGUGAAAAGAGGAUAUGAAUUAGCUUCCAGAUGCUGUGUAUGUGAGGAAAGCCAAGACAGUAUGAAUCACUUGUUAUGGCACUGUUCUUUUAGUGUAGAAAUUUGGAGCUGGCUCCGCAGUAUCUUUGAAGUUGGUCUUCCUCAUUCUUUUGAUAAUAUCUGGAACUAUUCAAAGAAUAAAAGUCCUCUCAUGAAAGAAGUUUGGAUUACUGCUGCUUGCUAUAUUAUCAAGGAACUAUGGUUUCAAAAGAAUAAAAAAUAUUUUGAGGAGGUCAAGCCAAAUAUUCAGCAUUUCAAGCAAAAAAUAAUAAAAAUUGUAUCUGAAGGAGGACUGAGAAUGAAGGGCACUAAAUGGAAUCAGAAUUAUGAUCUUCAAAUAAUUGAUUUCUUCAAUUUGGGUUGCAGACAAAGAAAAUUUCAGUGCAUUAAAAGUUUCUACUGGAUUCCUCCACAAAUAGGUUUUACUCUCUUUUAUUGUGAUGGAGCAUCAGUGGGUAAUCUAGGAGCAGCAGGAUUUGGUAUUGUUGUAAGGAAUCAUCUGUAUUAG
Molecule: messenger RNA, 1626 nt
Organism: Papaver somniferum (opium poppy)
Lineage: Eukaryota; Viridiplantae; Streptophyta; Magnoliopsida; Ranunculales; Papaveraceae
Exons: 4
Coding region: 1-1626 (541 amino acids)
Source: RefSeq, a predicted model, not a curated record